UGGUAUCAUUGUUAUUAGUAGUGUCAUUUGUGUCGUUAGUAUCAGUGGUAUCGUUUGUGUCAGUGGCAUCAUUGUUAUUAGUAGUGUCAUUUGUGUCGUUGGUAUCAGUGGUAUCGUUUGUGUCAGUGGUAUCAUUGUUAUUAGUAGUGUCAUUUGUGUCGUUAGUAUCAGUGGUAUC
This is a messenger RNA of Dentiscutata heterogama, 178 nucleotides long. Lineage: Eukaryota; Fungi; Glomeromycota; Glomeromycetes; Diversisporales; Gigasporaceae. The record is from the annotation of a GenBank genome assembly.